Lactuca sativa (garden lettuce) is the source of this 931-nucleotide messenger RNA. Its product is annotated as ethylene-responsive transcription factor 4. Gene Ontology annotation, molecular function: DNA binding; DNA-binding transcription factor activity. NCBI's taxonomy places the organism in Eukaryota, Viridiplantae, Streptophyta, Magnoliopsida, Asterales, Asteraceae. Gene Ontology annotation, biological process: regulation of DNA-templated transcription. The record is from RefSeq and is a predicted model, not a curated record.
AAAACACUUCUCUAAUGGUUAUGAAGAAUAAUGCUUCAAAGCCUGUAACAGAGGCCAAGAUUCCCGGUGUGGACCAAGUACAUUACCGGGGAGUAAGAAAGCGGCCAUGGGGCCGUUACGCGGCGGAGAUCCGCGACCCUGGAACGAAAACCCGUGUGUGGUUGGGUACUUUCGACACGGCGGAGGAAGCAGCCAAAGCAUACGACACCGCCGCCGUCAACUUCCGGGGCACCAAGGCAAAGAUCAACUUCCCUCCAUCCAUAGACGACGUCGACGGCCAGAGCCCCAGCCAAAGUAGCAUCGUCGAGUGUUCUACUUCUUCCCUAGAUGGUCGUCCUCCGUUCCACCGGCCGUUGGAGCUUGAUCUCACGCGCCGCCUAGAUGUUUCAGUCGCUGGAUACCAGUUGUUUCAUAAUGGCGGGCAGAAAACGGUGGCGGUCGUACCCCAUCCCCAUGGCCAUAUCCAUGGCCAGCCGAUUAUGGUGUUUAUGGAUCGGAGUUAUCCGUACUUGUAUCAUCAGUACAAUCCGAAGAUUGAACAGGAACAUGUGAACAGAUUUAAUGGAGUUUUGAGCGAGUCGGACUCUUCAUCAGUUGCAGAUUGUAGCGCCCCUUGUGAUACAAGCAUGUCGAGAAGAGAGCUUAAUCUUGAUCUAAAUUUAGCGCCACCGGCGGUAGAUGUUUAAGAAGAUAGAUGAGAGAUAGUUGUGUACUUGGUAAUAGACCAAACCGGGUUCAAAAUGUAACGUCUGAGGGUAGACCGGUUCGGGUCAUUUGUUUGAGUAUUUUAGAGUAGAACGGUGGGGUUUUUUUUGGACGGGCAGACCGGAUUUUGGGCAGCUCCCUUUCUCGACCGGUUAAAUUUUCUGUAAUUAUUCAGUAUUUUAUUAGGAGAUUUAUAAUUCUUAAUAUAAAUUAUGCAUUUUUGUAA